Molecule: messenger RNA, 1245 nt
Organism: Octopus bimaculoides (California two-spot octopus)
Lineage: Eukaryota; Metazoa; Mollusca; Cephalopoda; Octopoda; Octopodidae
Product: leucine-rich repeat serine/threonine-protein kinase 1
Biological process (GO): protein phosphorylation
Molecular function (GO): protein binding; ATP binding; protein kinase activity
Source: RefSeq, a predicted model, not a curated record
UAAUUUCUUUGUUUGUUAUAGGGAGAAGGUAAAACUGCUUUGUUGGAAUGUCUGAUGAAGAAAAGUGGUGAACAUUUUCAAAACAGUCUUGGAUUGAAUACAUACAAAUGGGUUUUAGAACGUUCAGCUAAAAGCCUCUUCUCUUUUGAUGAAAUAGCAUCAAUAACAUUUAAUGUGUGGGAAUUUUCACAAGCAAAAACAUUCCGUCCCAUCCACCACAGUUUUAUCACACCAAACAGUCUGUACCUGUUAGUGUGGGACUUGAGGAAGAAAGUUGAAAAUCUUAAACAGUGGCUGCAAAGUAUUGAGGCUAAAGCACCACGUUCUUAUGUGAUCAUCGUGGGUACUUUUUUGGAUCAAGUCCAGGAUAAGAAAUGCAGUUAUUUGAAAUCAGUUGAGUCCAAGAUAGACAAAUACUUAAAGAACUCAACAUACUCAUUACAUAUAGUUAAAUUUAUGGGAAUAUCUUCAAAAACUCAAACUGGAAUCAAGGAACUGAUAGCAGAGAUUUAUAAUAUUGCCAGUGAAAUGAAAGAUGCUAAAAAUAACAGAACUAAAUUACUGGAUAGAAAGGUUCCCCAGAGUUACAUAUCAUUAGCCAAGAAAAUACAAGGAAUUCAUCAAAAUCUUCAUAUUUACAUGCCAGCACUGUAUAUCUUUGAACACAGGAUGAUGGAGAUUAUUGAAGGUAUUGAAGGAAAUGAUAUCAAAACCCCUGAGGAAUUACAUAAAGCGUCCCUUUUUCUCAGUGAAAUUGGAGUCAUUGUAUAUCACAUAAGUAAUGACUCAGCUAUGUAUUUCUUCAACCCUUCUUGGCUUUGUGAUACUCUUGGAAAGAUCUUCACAGAUGAGGAAAUUCAUGGCUUUAUCAACAACAGUUGUGUUUUGCACCUGAAGAAAGCAGAUCGAGUUUUCAAAAGAAUCUUUAAAGAGACAAGUUGGUGUUACAUCAAACUUUUGGAAAGAUUUGAAAUAGCAAUGAAGCUGAAAAAAGACUUGUUGCUGAUUCCAUCAUUGCUACCAACAGAACCUCUUGGAAAAUACAUGGAUAGUGAGGGGAAGAGAGUGAGUCACUUGUACAAAAUGUCAUAUAUUCCAGAUAACUUCUGGAAUUAUUUAAUUAUUCGGAUUAUGUUAUCCAUGGAAAGAUUCUCUGAGAAAAAUGCUUUGAUUUCUCGCAAGUCCUCUUUGUUGAAUAACAGGCAGCAGUCACAAAGGUAUGUAUUUUGAAAGAUUUUUAUUGAA